AAAAGGUCGACUGGGAUGGACCAGACGACCCUGCGAAUCCGAUGAACUGGCCCACAGGCAAGAAGGCCGCGCAGCUGGUGCUGAUGGCGGCGAAUACCUUCAUCACGUAGGCAACCUUGACUCUUCGCUGUUAGAGAGGUGAACUAACUCAGUAAAGCCCGCUUGCCUCGUCCAUGUUCGCGCCCGGCAUCCAAGGCGUGAUGAAAGACUUCCACUCCACCGAUAGUAUGCUGGCCUCGUUUGUCGUUUCGGUGUUUGUGCUGGGAUACGUGGUCGGUCCGUUUAUUAUUGCGCCCUUGUCUGAGCUCUAUGGUCGCGUGCCUGUUUAUCACGGCUCCAACUUGCUGUUCCUGGUGUUUACCGUCGCCUGCGCCGUCUCGCAGGACAUGCCGCAGUUAAUCGUCUUCCGGCUGCUCGCUGGUGUGGCCGGUGUGUGUCCGAUCACGAUCGGGUCCGGGACAAUUGCCGAUAUGAUCGUACAAGAGAAGCGCGCUGGAAUCAUGGCCGUCUGGGCGCUGGGGCCUAUCCUAGGUCCGAUCGUUGGACCUGUAGCUGGAGGGUUUCUGGCGGAGGGCGCAGGCUGGAGAUGGGUAUUCUGGGUGAUCGCGAUUACAGCCGGCGUGAUCAGUAUCGGAGCCCUCCUGGCCUACCGCGAGUCAUACGCACCGGUGCUUCUCGGACGCAAGGCCGCCAGACUGCGCAAGGAGACCGGAAACGCCUCCUUGCGUUCCGUCCACGACACUGGACGGACCCCUAAACAAGUCUUCAUCGACGCCUUCUCGCGGCCCGUCAAGCUGCUCUUCCUGUCACCGAUUGUCUUCCUCUUCUCGCUCUUCGCGGCCGUCUCCUACGGCUACCUAUACCUGAUGUUCACAACCAUCACCAGCAUCUUCGAGAACCAGUACGGCUUCUCACAAUCCCUCGCAGGGCUCGCCUACCUGGGGUUCGGCGUAGGCAGUCUGCUCGGCCUAGUCGUGAGCGGCGUCGUAGGCAACAAAAUCGCAGAAUCACACACCGCAAAGGGCAUCUUCAGACCCGAGUCGCGUCUCCCACCCAUGAUGUUCGGUGCGUGGACAAUCCCCAUCGGCCUGUUCUGGUACGGCUGGACGGCUCAAGAAAAGACGCACUGGAUCGUUCCCAUCAUCGGGACAGGCGUGUUCGCAAUCGGGCUGAUGACUGUAUUCAUGGCCGCCAAUACAUACCUUGUAGACUCGUAUCUGCUGCACGCGGCGUCCGUGACGGCGGCAAACACGGCAUUGCGGUCACUGGCGGGCGCUGUGCUUCCCCUUGCUGGACCGGCGAUGUAUGAUGCGUUGGGCCUGGGAUGGGGGAAUUCGCUCCUUGCGUUUAUUGCGCUGGCGAUGUGUGCCUGUCCGCUGUUGUUCUGGAAGUAUGGGGAGUUGAUCCGCACGCAUCCGCGGUUUCAAAUUCGGUUAUAAGUGGCCCCCGGAGUCAUUAUAUAUAGAAUUCAAUAAAAGUUGUCAUCGCAUAGAAGUAAUAUCCGCAUUAAUUAGUGGCUGGGCCGAACCGAGGAGCCGAAGCGGGGAACAAUCCUUCAUCAACAGCUCGACUCUCUCUUCGAAACUUUCACGUUCUCAGUCAAUCAAUGCCAUCAUGAUCUUUGAGCCCCUAACCCGAGUUCCCGUCCCGUAUGUGGACAUCCUGAGCUAUCUG
Aspergillus versicolor CBS 583.65 is the source of this 1674-nucleotide messenger RNA. Its product is annotated as MFS transporter. The coding region runs from base 174 to 1439 and encodes 421 amino acids. The transcript is spliced from 2 exons. The record is from RefSeq and is a predicted model, not a curated record. NCBI's taxonomy places the organism in Eukaryota, Fungi, Ascomycota, Eurotiomycetes, Eurotiales, Aspergillaceae. Gene Ontology annotation, biological process: transmembrane transport. Gene Ontology annotation, molecular function: transmembrane transporter activity.